Exophiala spinifera is the source of this 246-nucleotide messenger RNA. RefSeq lists its product as uncharacterized. NCBI's taxonomy places the organism in Eukaryota, Fungi, Ascomycota, Eurotiomycetes, Chaetothyriales, Herpotrichiellaceae. The record is from RefSeq and is a predicted model, not a curated record. The coding region runs from base 1 to 246 and encodes 81 amino acids. The transcript has a single exon.
AUGAUUAAAGCGAGCUUGGAAACAACGACGUCUCUUUUCCUGGGCAAGAGUCUGGACGAGACUUCUCUUGCCAUGGGCGGCGGUCGUCAUCUCCCUGGUGUCGGCAUGGUAACAGCUUUGACAUUCCAGUCGGGACUCCAUCCAAGUCCCAGCAUCGAACACCUCGGCACUCAGGAGCCAACGAUCCGCAAGUCUAAAGAAAUCGCAAUCCCGCAAGAACCAAGGUCUAAACUGGUGGGAGUAUAA